AUGAAAGAGUCAACCAACAUUCCCAACUUACAGCCCGAUGCAGCAAUCUUUGCAUUGAAACAAGCGCUCCAGGUGGCAAGGUUCAUGAAAAACCCCACCAAAAUAGCAGAUGUGCUGCAGAUGGCAGAUGCAUUCAUUAAAAUCGAGGAGUUCAACAAGGCUGCUGCCAAACUGAAAAGCUCCUCCGAGCCGAAGGAUGCAAGAGCCAAUCAGCACAAGCACGAAGGUAGUUCAAGGAAGGGGAAAGAGAAGCAGGGUGCGAGAGACGGCUACCCGAAGAAAGAGGGGAAAAAGGGUGAACUUCAGCUCAAAUACACCAACUACUCUCCGCUCUCUCUUCCCCGAAAAGAGACUUACAACCUCCAUAAGCACGACGAGAAAUGGCAGAAUCCAAAUAAGCUCUGGUCCAACCUCCUUCACAUAAACAGAAACAAGUGGUGCGAGUUCCAAGAUGACUUCGGCCAUAACACCAAAGAGUGUAAUCAGGUGAAGGAUAACAUUGAGGACCUCGUCCGCCGAAGAUAUCUCAAGCAAUAUCUGGCUGACCGAAGGGAAGGAGCGCUGGAAAAGGAAAAGGCUCCUAGUGGCAAGCCACGGGAGCCACCCCAAAAAAGAAUCUAUGAAGUCGCAGGGCACAAGAAAAAUCACAUCCUAGUGGUGUUCGGGAAGCAAAGGUCCACCCAUGCCAGCAAGAAACAUUUAAGAGCUCUCUCCCACCGAGUCAACUUCAGCGCUAUAGGGGAGAAUGAACCCCAUCCCCCAAACAUGACUUUCACCGCUGAUGACUGCCUCAGAGUCCAGUAUUACAAACAUGAGGAUCCACUAGUAAUUUCCAUGGAUCUCAAAAACCACAAUGUUCACAGAGUACUGUUCGAUGGGGGGGGCGCCGUCAACAUCAUCUUCAGAAACUUCUUUGAGCAGCUAUUCCUCGAGGAAGGAGAGGAGUCAAUAACGAAGGUCAGCUAUCCACUGAUCGGAUUUAAAGGCUCCAAAACAAUUCCCCGAGGAACGAUCACCCUACCAGUCACAGUCGGCAAAGUCCAAGCUGCGAGAAAUGUUCGAGAGGAAUUCUUAGUGAUGGAUUGCGAUUCUCUAUACAAUGUCAUCAUGGGACGGACGGACGGACCAUGA
Spinacia oleracea (spinach) is the source of this 1131-nucleotide messenger RNA. RefSeq lists its product as uncharacterized. NCBI's taxonomy places the organism in Eukaryota, Viridiplantae, Streptophyta, Magnoliopsida, Caryophyllales, Amaranthaceae. The transcript has a single exon. The coding region runs from base 1 to 1131 and encodes 376 amino acids. The record is from RefSeq and is a predicted model, not a curated record.